Molecule: messenger RNA, 1816 nt
Organism: Paramecium octaurelia
Lineage: Eukaryota; Ciliophora; Oligohymenophorea; Peniculida; Parameciidae
Source: the annotation of a GenBank genome assembly
AUGUAUCAAGAAUAGACAUGUUAAAGACACCAAAAGGCUAAAGAGUAUUUUUGCAUAGAGAAAUCUAACUAAUCUAAUAUAUCAUUCCUCUGUUAAGAUUGCUUAAAUGAGGCAAAUUUUCAGAAAAAAUAAGAUCAAGGAAAGGUCUUUAAAUUUGAUAAUCUUCUGAAACAAGUAGAUGAAUUUAGCGGAAAAAUUAAGACUCAAUCUAGUGAUCUAAACCAUUUAAUGAAGAAAUUUGAAUAGAUGAAAGAAAAAAUUGAAAGGUAUUAUAAUUCAAUAAUAUUUUAGAUAAUUAGAUGCAGAAAAUGAUCUUUUUUAUAAACUUUAAAAAGGAAUUAGAGAUUUAUAACAUUUCUGCAAUCACAAAGCUUUUCCUGAAUUUUCAGAAAAUUCUUCUUUUUAAAAAGCAAUUUUAAAUGAAGAAAGAGAAGAUGGUUGGACCAACUUUAGUUAACAAAUGUAAAAUGAAUUUAAGUAAUUUAUAACGAAUUUGGAUAAUUUCAUUAAUAGUUAAGAACAUAGAUUUAAUUCUGUGCCCUACGUUAAGCAGUAAAACAAAAAUGAUUUUGAAGAAUAGAUUUAAAACAAUUAACAAACAAAACAAAUAUUCAAACUCAAAAAAAUGGAAGAAAAAUAAAUUAAAUUUGGUACAAUUAAGGAUUUUUUUCAAUAAGUGAGUCUAGAAAUAGAGAAAGAAUAAUAAAAUAAAAGUUUUGAAUAAGAUGGAUAACCUUAAAAAAAUCAAAAAAUAUCCACUACAUAAUAAUUUCAACCAAUUCAACCAAUUCAACCAUAAUAAUAAUAAUAAGAGCCUUGGAACUAAUAAGCUGCUACUUAAGAUAAUCUUUAAUAGCAGACUUCAAACUAAAGUAUAUUCCAUGAGUAAAUCAUAUAUAGAGAAAAAAUAAGGCAUAUCUUAGUUAUCAACAAAAAUGAGCAAAUAGUGGCAUCUAAAAAUGAAGUUCGGCUAUGUAAGAACCUCAAGAGUAAAGAUAAGAUAGCCAUUAUUUAAAUUAGAAUAGAUAAAGAUAUUUUGGAUAUUCAACUUUCUCAUCCUGAAACAAUCCUUAUUCGCACUAAAGAAAAUCAUUUAUACUGUUAUUCUUUAUAACUACAAAAACUAAAUAUGUUUGACAUUGAAUUAAGGAAAAAUAAAUUUGAGUUUUAUUCUGGUAUCCUUUAUAGAUACGAUAAUCAAACCAAUGAAUUGAUAAAGUAAAGAUUAGGAAGUAAUUAGCAGCCAUUUUUUAAAAAAUAUAUCAAACUUUUAAAUGAUAUGAAAGUUGUUGCUAUUAAAAUAGUAGAUGAGUAAUUACAUGUUGGAUUUAGUAAUGGAAAAGUAAGACAUUAUAAACUUUCAAAUUUUGAUUAAUAAUAAGAGUAUGAUAUCCCAAAGUAGGAAGAAGAAUAAUUUAGAUUGUUUUAUUUUGAAUCAGAGUAUUGCAUUGGAGUUCAAAAAAAAGCAGUAUACAAAAAAGUCUAUAAACCUCAAAUUCACAUCAAUGAUGAUAGAUUUACGACAGAAGAAAUAAUAACAUAGUGUUCAUAUUUGAUAGACCACUAGAACAGAGAAAUAGAAAUUGAAUGCUUAUUAAAAAAUCAUGUAAUUUUCAUUCUUAUUUUUAGAGAGUCUUCAUUUAUAAGAAAAAAGACGAUGUGCAAUAUCGAGAUAAAUUUUUAAAAAACAUCGAGAUCUCUUGUAUACAGGCUUGCCCUAAAUUAAAAUAAUUUUACUAUGGAUACAUCGAAGGGGAUUUCAAAUGUGUAAAGCAAAGAAUUUGAGCGUAUUAAAUAAAAAUGAAGCAAAUUAAUA